UUUAGUAAACCUUCAAAAGUAACGAAUAAUAAUUUAAAUUAUUUGGUUUACUACGUUAAGAUGUUCCUCCGGUUCGCAUGUCUUGUGAGCUUGUUCGUCCAGUCGUGGGCAUGCAAUUAUCUUAAUCUUCCAGGCGAAGUAAGAAACGUCCCGAAUCAGCACAUCAAGUUGGACCGUCCAGAUCUUCAUGAAAUACUCAUUUUGAUAAAAAGGGACAUUAAAAGUUCUGAUUUGUUGGCUUUUGAAAAAAAUAUUGUCGAUGGAACUUUUGGUCCUAUUCAUGUUUUUCCGUAUCAGGCAGUUUUACAACAUGAAGGACGGUUUGGAUGUGGUGGAGCUGUCAUAUCCAGCAAGUUUGUUUUAGUUGCAGCUCAUUGCCUGCUUAGGGCACCACUUGAAAAUUUAUCGGUGAGGGUCGGAUCUGACUAUUCUAUGAAUGGAGGUCAAGUUGCUCCAGUGAAAAAAGCAGUUACACAUCCAAAGUACAAUAAAGACACAAAUGAUUUCAACGUAGCAAUUUUGGAAAUGGUGCAACCUUUAACAUUAAGUGAAACUGUUAAGCCUAUAAUGUUACCCAAUACUGAAAAAGUCACCCUAAAACCUAACGAAGUGGGUGUGGUUUCUGGAUGGGGUGUCUUCAGGAAGCACACUCCCAAUAUGUUUUCUAAAGCAAGUCUUGACUUUGUGGUUGUACCGUUAAAAAGUUGGGAAAAAUGUAAACAGAAACUCGGCGAAGCUUUCACCCAGAACAUGAUUUGUACUGACUAUGGCCAAGAAAAUGGGAGUGCUUGUAUUGAAGAUGAAGGUGGAUUAUUCGUGUCAAAAGGCGUUUUAAUUGGCAUAGUAUCUGGGAAGGCAGAUUGUGUCAAACAUCAUAUUUCUGGUGUCUUCACCAAUGUGACUGAAAUGAGACAGUUUAUUAAUUCUGUAACUGGCAUUUAAUUUUUCUGAUCAAUAAUUUAUUAUAAAAGCUACAUAUAAAGUUUGUACAUGAAACUUAAAGGCAAAGGUAAGAUAGCUGAUUGAAGCUAUUAUUUUCCUCCAACAGGAAACAAUGUUGUUUUUUGUACAGACAUAAAUUAGGCAAUAUAUCUUGUAAUAUCAAAAGCUUUGAGCUUUUAAAAUUAUUUCAAAGUAUCCAUUUUGAUUAUUAACUUUAAAAUAUUCUAAUUAAGUACUAAAUUAAUAUUGAUGUCCCUGUUAAUUAUUUACUUUAUUCUGAUUAUUACUGUUAAUAAAUUUUCAUAUUAAUUAACUUAAUUUAUAAAUAGACAAAACGACAAGCCUAAAUUGAACGAUUUGGGUUCAUCAGUCCAAUAUUUCUUCCUAACGUCGAUGAAUUUUAAUAAAUUGUCAGUCCCACGCACUAUUUGCAUUUUAAAUACUAGAAUUACAAACUUGUAAACCGACGAAUUGACACUAAGUGUAUCAAUUAAUUAUUUAUGGGCCAUUACUUCCAAUAAAAAUUUA
This is a messenger RNA of Aethina tumida (small hive beetle), 1470 nucleotides long. RefSeq names its product trypsin-7-like. Gene Ontology annotation, molecular function: serine-type endopeptidase activity. The transcript has 3 exons. Gene Ontology annotation, biological process: proteolysis. The record is from RefSeq and is a predicted model, not a curated record. NCBI's taxonomy places the organism in Eukaryota, Metazoa, Arthropoda, Insecta, Coleoptera, Nitidulidae. Bases 61 to 942 code for a protein of 293 amino acids.